AUGUCUACGGGAGUUGAGAGGCAUGCCAAUUUCCCGGCAUCAGCUGCUGCUGCUGCAACAAUGGCAUCUGGAGCUGGCGAUCCGCAGGCCCGACCCGGAUGCUGCAACCCGGUGAAAAAGCCCGGCCCAGUGUCGAUGGACCACGUGCUGGCCGCCCUGCGGGAGACCAAGGAGGAGAGAGACUCGAGAAUACGGAGUUUGUUCAGCUUCUUCGAUUCCAAUAACGCCGGGUACUUGGAUUACGGCUUGAUCGAGAAGGGGCUGUCUGCAAUGCAAAUCCCCGCGGAAUACAAGUUCGCGAAGGAGCUUUUGGAGGUUUGCGACGCUAAUCAGGACGGGAGAGUUGAUUAUCAGGAGUUUAGGAAGUAUAUGGAUGACAAGGAGCUGGAAUUGUACAGGAUCUUCCAGGCAAUCGAUGUGGAGCACAAUGGAUGCAUUGUACCUGAGGAAUUGUGGGAUGCUCUUGUCAAGGCUGGGAUCGAAAUCAAUGACGAUGAGCUCGCCAGCUUUGUCGAGCACGUCGACAAGGACAACAACGGCAUCAUCACUUUCGAGGAGUGGAGAGACUUUCUCCUGCUCUACCCUCACGAGGCCACCUUAGAGAACAUCUACCGGUACUGGGAGCGCGUGUACCUAGUCGACAUAGGCGAGCAGGCCGUGAUCCCGGACGGCAUCAGCAAGCACGUACACGCCACAAAGUACCUAAUUGCCGGAGGGGUCGCCGGAGCCGCCUCCCGCACGGCCACCGCACCUCUCGACCGCCUGAAAGUAAUUCUUCAGGUCCAGACGACCCAAGCCUCGAUCGGGCCCGCGGUUCGUAACAUAUGGAAAGAAGGCGGGAUUUUGGGAUUUUUUCGUGGGAAUGGGUUGAAUGUGCUUAAGGUGGCCCCUGAGAGCGCCAUCAAGUUCUACACGUACGAGCUGUUGAAAGGGUUCGUUGGGGAUGAAAAUGGGAAUGUGGGGACCGUGGGGCGGCUCGUUUCAGGUGGGCUGGCUGGGGCUGUGGCCCAGACCUCGAUUUAUCCGAUGGAUCUCGUGAAGACCCGUUUGCAGACGUACGCGUGUGAGAGCGGAAGUGUGCCGAGCUUGUGGAAGCUUUCCAGGGAUAUAUGGGUUCAGGAGGGACCUCGGGCGUUUUACAGAGGACUGGUGCCGUCACUUCUUGGGAUUAUACCUUACGCGGGCAUUGAUUUGACGGCAUAUGAGACCUUGAAGGAUAUGUCCAGGAAAUAUAUUCUUCAGGAUGGGGAACCUGGUCCCGUCGUGCAGCUGGGUUGUGGGACAGUUUCGGGAGCACUUGGUGCAACGUGCGUUUAUCCACUGCAGGUGGUAAGAACUAGAAUGCAAGCUCAACGUAGUGGUGCAGGCACUGCUUACAGUAGCAUGUCAGAUGUAUUCUGGAGAACAUAUAAUCGUGAAGGUCUCAGGGGUUUCUACAAAGGGCUCUUUCCGAAUCUUCUCAAAGUUGUACCUGCUGCAAGCAUUACGUAUCUAGUUUAUGAGGCCAUGAAAAAGAGUCUCGAUCUUGACUAG
Striga hermonthica is the source of this 1533-nucleotide messenger RNA. The record is from the annotation of a GenBank genome assembly. NCBI's taxonomy places the organism in Eukaryota, Viridiplantae, Streptophyta, Magnoliopsida, Lamiales, Orobanchaceae.